Pseudoliparis swirei is the source of this 6667-nucleotide messenger RNA. RefSeq names its product nidogen 2a (osteonidogen) (gene nid2a). Gene Ontology annotation, biological process: cell-matrix adhesion. Gene Ontology annotation, cellular component: basement membrane. The record is from RefSeq and is a predicted model, not a curated record. Lineage: Eukaryota; Metazoa; Chordata; Actinopteri; Perciformes; Liparidae. Gene Ontology annotation, molecular function: calcium ion binding. Bases 75 to 5924 code for a protein of 1949 amino acids. The transcript has 44 exons.
CGCGGCCCCAGUCCAUCCGCACCUCUCUCCCUCUGCUCCCGGCUUCGCCUCGACUCGGCCCCGACUGCGCUGCGAUGGAGAGCGGCGGAAUCCUGGCGGCGUGUCUGCUGUGCUGGAGCUGCGGCGUGUGCGCGGUGUCCGCCAUCCGGAGGGCCGACAUGUUCCCGUACGGCGCCCUGAGCGGGGACCAGAUCCUGGCGGAGGGGGACGACGAGACCUCCAGGGUGCUGGUCCUGGCCAGACCCCUGCACUUCUACGACACCCGGUACUCCCAGCUAUACGUGGCUACCAACGGCAUCAUAUCGGCGCAGGACCUGCCGAUGGAGAAGCAGUACGUCGACGACGGCUUCCCCACGGACUUCCCCGUGGUGGCUCCGUUUCUGGCCGACAUCGACACCAGCGGAGGGCGAGGGCAGAUCUACUACCGGGUGACGGAGACGCCCGGCGUUCUCAACCGAGUGGCCCGGGAAGUACACCGAGGGUUCCCGGAUGCAAAAUUCACGCCGACGCACGCCGUGGUCGCGACAUGGGAAGACGUCGCGGCAUACGAAGAGCGGACUCGAACCGCCGGACCCUCGAACAAGGUCAAUACGUUCCAGGCAGUGAUCGGUUACGACGAGACAGAUUCAUAUGUUCUCUUCCUCUACCCUGAAGGUGGCCUUAACUUCUUUGGUACUCGUCCUAAGGAGUCUUAUAAUGUUGAGAUAGAGCUUCCUGCCAGAGUCGGCUUUAGCAGGGGAGAAAUCACAUAUCUGAUCUUCUCCCGGACCGAGGGACCUCACUACAGCGUUACCAGCGAUGAGCAGAGUGUGAAGAACCUCUACCAGGUCGGGAAUACAGGAAUUCCAGGUGUUUGGCUUUUCCACACUGGGAACAGUUACUCUUUUGACAACAUUGUUCCUGCAUCCAUCGGUGGCCUCCUUGUUACCCCACCAGUUCAAGGACAUGGCCUCUCCCUGGACACCACCACAGCCGAGUAUGGUGAGUUUGAGGAAUACGCCGACAACACUUUCGACCCCGAUAACCAGGAGGAAGAAGAGGAUUACCCUCUGACAGGCGGGGACCCCGAAUUCCAGACGGCCCUCGCUGGCGGAGACCCCUCAGAGUCCCUUCACCCAGCGAGUCCUGAUUCUCCCUCGUCCCCUUCGGAGGACACUAGUCAUCAGGUGGCGUACGGCAGUGAAGAUGUGCCGUUGACCUCUGAACCCAGGUACAACUCAGAGCCAAGAGACAGGCAGUAUGCGCCCCCCGACCCUCCAGAAAGAGCAGCAGAGGGAGGUGGCCAGCAGACUCGGCAACAGCAACCACAGGUUCCCCUGGAGGUGGUGGACGUUUACCCCCCUCACAGGAAUGAACCACCGCUUUCCCCCGGUGGUCACGUGGUCAGCGUGGACGAAGACGAUGUUGAUUUUGACACAGGAGUCAUCCAGUACACUACAGAGAAUAAGGAAACAUGUGCCAGAUUCCAACAGCAGUGUUCCCAGAAUGCAUUGUGCUCCGACUACGCCACGGGGUUCUGCUGUCACUGCCGGCCUGGUUUCUAUGGCAACGGACGCCACUGUCUCCCCGAGGGCGCUCCGCAGCGAGUUAGCGGCAAGGUGAGUGGAACGGUGACCGUGGGAUCGACUCCAGUGGCGCUGAACAACAUUGACCUUCACGCCUACAUCGUGGUGGGCGACGGCAGGGCGUACACCGCCAUCAGCGAGGUACCUGAGCAAGUGGGCUGGGCUCUGAUGCCACUGGCGCCAAUAGGAGAGCUGUUUGGAUGGCUGUUUGCUCUGGAGCUGCCCAAUAGCCAAGCAGGAUUCAAAAUCACAGGUGCCGAGUUCACCCGUCGUGCGGAGGUGAUCUUCUACCCCGGCAACCAGCGCCUGUCAAUCACCCAGACGGGCCGCGGCCUCGACGACCACAAUCACCUCACCGUGGACACUGUGGUCAACGGCGACGUGCCCUUCCUGCCCCCCGGAGCGGAGGUUACCAUGGAUCCCUUUAAGGAGAUCUACCAAUACUACCCAUCCGUCGUCGCCUCCUCCUCCGUGAGGGAGUUCUCGGUGGCGUCGGCGGAGCGCGGCGCCGAGUCCUUCUCCUUCCAGCUGAAGCAGAACAUCACCUACCGCGACUGUCGUCACGACAACCGCGGCGCCGCGCCGGAGACGCUGCAGAUCACCAUGGAGAGGGUGUUCCUGAUGUACGUCAAGGAGGAGCACAUCCUGAGAUACGCCAUCACCAACAAGAUCAGCCCGGUGGGGGUCCAGCCCACGGAGCCGGAGCUGGUCAACCCCUGCUACGCCGGGAACCACGACUGCGACACCACGGCCCAGUGCCUCCCUCUGGAGGGCCGGGACUUCCAGUGCCAGUGUGCCACGGGCUACAGAGGGGACGGACGCAACUGUUACGACGUCGACGAGUGUGCGGAGGGCUUGAGCUCAUGUGGCGCUCACGCUCAGUGCGUGAACCUGCCCGGUAGCCACCGCUGCCAGUGCCAAGGUGGCUAUGAGUUUGGCUUCGACGGGCGUACCUGUGUUGAUGUAGAUGAAUGCAGCUCCUCUCCGUGUCACACCAGUGCCAGAUGUAGCAAUGCACUGGGCUCCUUCCAGUGCCAGUGCCUGCCGGGCUUUCAUGGCGAUGGUUUCUACUGUUCCCAGCAGGAAGGACAGACAGUCCAGCCGAGGAGCCAGUGCGAGCAGCACCGAGACAGCCUGCAGAGCGGGGGGGAGGACCGGGGCGGCCGACCGCUGCUCGGUGCCUUCGUCCCUCAGUGCGACUCUGACGGACGCUACCGCCCGCUGCAGUGCCACGGCUCCACUGGACACUGCUGGUGUGUGGACGUCAGGGGGCAGGAGAGAGCGGGGACCAGGACGCCACCCGGGACGGCACCCGUAGACUGCAACCGACCAGAUGAACCAGAGCGCCCUAAGACUCACUGUGAGCACCACAGAGACAGUGUGCCGACCACGGACAGAGACGGGUACCCUGUUGUUGGAGCCUACGUCCCUCAGUGUGAGGACAACGGACAGUACACUGCUUCACAGUGUCACGGCUCCACUGGACAUUGUUGGUGUGUGGACGGUAACGGACAGGAGAGAGCGGGAACCAGAACACCACCUGGUACACCGCAUACAGACUGCAGCAAACCAGAUGAACCAGAGCGCCCUAAGACUCACUGUGAGCACCACAGAGACAGUGUGCCGACCACGGACAGAGACGGGUACCCUGUUGUUGGAGCCUACGUCCCUCAGUGUGAGGACAACGGACAGUACACUGCUUCACAGUGUCACGGCUCCACUGGACAUUGUUGGUGUGUGGACGGUAACGGACAGGAGAGAGCGGGAACCAGAACACCACCUGGUACACCGCAUACAGACUGCAGCAAACCAGAUGAACCAGAGCGCCCUAAGACUCACUGUGAGCACCACAGAGACAGUGUGCCGACCACGGACAGAGACGGGUACCCUGUUGUUGGAGCCUACGUCCCUCAGUGUGAGGACAACGGACAGUACACUGCUUCACAGUGUCACAGCUCCACUGGACAUUGUUGGUGUGUGGACGGUAACGGACAGGAGAGAGUGGGAACCAGAACACCACCUGGUACACCGCAUACAGACUGCAGCAAACCAGAUGAACCAGAGCGCCCUAAGACUCACUGUGAGCACCACAGAGACAGUGUGCCGACCACGGACAGAGACGGGUACCCUGUUGUUGGAGCCUACGUCCCUCAGUGUGAGGACAACGGACAGUACACUGCUUCACAGUGUCACGGCUCCACUGGACAUUGUUGGUGUGUGGACGGUAACGGACAGGAGAGAGCGGGAACCAGAACACCACCUGGUACACCGCAUACAGACUGCAGCAAACCAGAUGAACCAGAGCGCUCUAAGACUCACUGCCAGCACCACAGAGACCGGGCCCAGGCCACCGGGCCGGAGGGCCGUCCUGUGGGCGGAGCCUACGUCCCCCAGUGCGACGCAGGAGGACAGUACGCUCCGCUGCAGUGUCACGGCUCCACUGGACACUGCUGGUGUGUGGACGAUAGGGGACAAGAGAGGGCCGGAACCAGGACUCCACCCGGUGCUCCACCCACAGACUGUGACAAACCAGAUGAACCGGAGCGUCCUAAAACUCACUGCCAGCACCUCAGAGACCGGGCUCAGGCCACCGGGCCGGAGGGCCGUCCUGUGGGCGGAGCCUACGUCCCCCAGUGCGACGACAACGGACAGUACACGUCACUACAGUGCCACGGCUCCACCGGACACUGCUGGUGUGUGGACGACAGGGGACAGGAGAGAGCGGGGACCAGGACUCCACCUGGUACUCCACCCAAAGACUGUGACCAACCAGACGAACCGGUGCGUCCCAGAACCUACUGCGAACAGCACCGAGACAGCGUGGACACCACCAGCCCAGAGGGGUAUCCUCUACUGGGAGCGUACGUCCCCCAGUGUGACUCAGACGGACAGUACACACCUCAACAGUGCCACGUAUCAACGGGACACUGCUGGUGUGUGGACGGUCAGGGACAGGAGAGAACCGGAACCAGGACUCCACCCGGUACGCCGCCCAGAGACUGUGACCAACCAGAUGAACCGGAGCGUCCGAAGACUCACUGUGAGCAGCACAGAGACCAGCAGACCGCCGGGCCAGAGGGGCCCCCCCCCGGAGCCCACGUGCCUCAUUGCGAUGACAGCGGGCAGUAUCUACCUCUCCAGUGCCACGGCUCCACUGGGCACUGCUGGUGUGUGGACGUUAGGGGGCAGGAGAGAGCGGGGACCAGGACGCCACCUGGGAGACCAUCUGUAGACUGUGACAGACCAGUCCCCGUGGCCCCGACCCGGCGGCCCGAGAGCGUGUGUGAGCGCUGGCGGUCCAGCUUGAUCGAGCACUACGGCGGGCAGCCGGGGCCGCAGCAGUACGUGCCGCAGUGCGAGUCGGACGGACAGUUCAGUCCAGUCCAGUGCUACGGAGAGACGGCGUACUGCUGGUGCGUGGACCAGGACGGCCGGGAGGUCACCGGCACCCGGUCACAUGACGUGGUCAAGCCUGCGUGCCUCCCAUCAGUGGCCCCGCCCACCGUGCGGCCGUUGCCCCGCCCAGACGUCACGCCUCCGCCCGACGCCGACAUCACGCUGCUGUACGCGCAGGGACAGAAGAUCGGGGCGUUGCCUCUCAACGGGACCCGAUUGGACCCGACCCGGGCCAGAACACUGCUGACCCUCCACGGCUCCAUCGUGGUCGGUAUCGCCUACGACUGCAAAGAGAACCAGGUGUACUGGACCGACCUGUCCGCCAGAACCAUCAACAGGGCUUCCAUUGCGGCCGGAGCCGAGCCGGAGAUACUCGUUAGCACGAACCUGGUCAGUCCGGAGGGCCUGGCGGUGGACGUCACACGCAGGUUGAUGUUCUGGGUCGACUCGAACCCGGACAUGAUCGAGAGCGCCAACCUGGACGGCAGUGGGAGGAAGACGCUGAUCGGCACCGACCUGGUCAACCCCCGAGCCAUCAUCGUGGUCUCUUCCACCAGUUCUCUGUACUGGACCGAUUGGAACCGAGAGGCUCCGAAGAUCGAGAGUGCGUCGGUGGACGGGCAGAACCGGAGGGUGGUGGUGUCCGACGGCAUCGGCCUGCCGAACGCGCUCACGUACGACUCCUCCGCUGGACAGGUGUGCUGGGCGGACGCAGGGACAAAGCGCUUGGAGUGUGUCUCCCCGGACGGUUCUGGCCGCAGAGUGGUCCACCCCAGCCUCAACUACCCGUUCAGCAUGGUGUACUACCAGAACCACUUCUACUACACCGACUGGAGGAGGGACGGCGUGAUCGCGGUGAGCAAAGACAGCAGCCAGAUCACCGACGAGUACCUGCCCGACCAGCGCUCCCACCUGUACGGCAUCGCCAUAGCAACCACCCACUGCCUAUCAGGGAGCCACUGACGGCAGAGCAGCGGCUGCCGGGUCCUUCGGUGCUAAACUUCUGGGGAACCGCCGAAAAACAAAGCGCCUCCUUCAGGGUCCCUCGGAAAGAAAGAAAAAGGACUCCGCGGGAUGGCUUCCUGUUGCCAGAGCGACCUUCAGGGCAAAUGUACAACCCCUCCCCCUCCCCCCAAGUAUCUCACCUUAAAGAUAUAACCCCCAAAUAAUGUUUUGUAAAUUUGUUUUAUACCUCAUUUGUUUUUUUUCUACUGUAUUUUUGUACACCCGUUUUGUUGUGUUUUGUUUUUCUAUCGAUUUUAAAGCGACGGAACAAAUUUGUUUUUAAAAGUCAGUUUUUUGCCAAAGAAGAAUGAGAUGAGAUGUUCAACUGUUGAGAAACAUCUGCUCACAUCUGCUUCUACUUUUGCUCUCGCUGUGGUUUUGCGAUCGGAGUGGAUACACACAAAUAAAAACCGGUCAGAGGGAUUAGUGUGAAGUGCUCUGGGGAAACGUGUAACUCGUUUUCAUUUAACUCUCCACAAUAAGUGAAUUCUCCAAAGUGUUUUUUUUUACUCCAUAAAAAUGUUGUGGGUGGGACCUCGUUGAAUCGGGUCCCGCCUCCCUCUGCACUGACUCUCUCUCUCUCUCUCCAUGACACGAGGACAUGCUUGUUUUGUUGCCAAAUAUUUUUAACUACUACUACUUUUUUCAAAUCUUUUAUAAGAUGUGAUAUUUAUAACAAUAAAAUGAGAUUUGGUACUGGU